CUGGCUUUUGCCCACGCGCACUUUGAGCGGGAUUUCGUUUGAUUGGCAUAGGCCGUCGCGCCGAGCUGCCAUGUUUUUGUAAAUCCGUGGGGUGUGUUAAGGGAAUUAACCGUUCUGAAUAACUUCCCCGCGCGCAAAGAUAUACAAUGGGGGCGGGCAGGCGUCGAAGUUUUCCCUUUUAGAAAUAUCAAAACUCCCUAUAAAUUAAGCGUUUUGGCAUCGGACAUGGAUUUUCCCGCGGUUUAACAUGGGUUUUGGCACGGCCACCUUUUUCGCCGUACCAGUGCUUGGUAUAUAUUUUGAAAGACAAGCCCUACAGAAGCAUACCCAUCCACAUUUGGUUCAGUAAUAUUAUGAAGUACCCUCAGUUAGUGUCGAUGCCUUCAGCAGUGUCCGAUUGGUUGGAGGAACAACUCGAAGCUCGCGGUAUUGAUUCGGAAGUUUACACUCGUUACAUCCUCAGUUUAUUGCACGUGCACACCUUGGACGUUAUUUAUCCUGAAGAUGAGGAGCUAUUUACGGAACUAAAAAAGGAAGGAGGGCGGAACGCUGCGUAUCAAAAGCGGAUCCGUCGAACUUCGAACUGGUGGAGACAUGCGCAGGCCAAUGCCGAACAGAUUAAACGUUCGGCAGCUGUCAAAUGCCUCAUGUCGGCCGCUGACCAGAGUUGCGAAAUUGAAUCGUUGGUGGACGAGCUCUGCGAGAAACUGAAAGAGGCGGACGCCCCGUCCGAAUCGUCCGCGACCGAGGCGGGAAAUACAAGGAAAUCAGAGAAAACUAGGAAAAUUUCCCCGGGAGAGUUGGCUCAACGGUACUACGCGGCGUUCCCUCCGCUCCGUCCCGGGAACGCCCGCACCGAUUGCGCUACCGAAACGUCGCCGAAAAAGGGCAAUAAGAGGAAAAACAAGCGUCACGUGCAUCAAAACAGGAUGUACUCGGACAACUUGAAGGCGAGAACCAAUCAGUCCCGAGGGCGGGUCGCAUACAAGAGGGAGCUUCGUCCCCGAAGCUUGAACAAGGAGAUAUUUAACAACAUGACCAAUUGGAAGUUUUUAAAUAACAAUAGCAAUAACAAGGGUCAGUGUUUGGGACAGAAUCUGACCAUCGAGGAUGACUUCGACAUGUACGAGGGUCUGCCGGUCGACAUUUCCGACCUGCUGAACGAAUCCUGUUCGCCGCCGAAGGGCGGGGCGACCGUCGAACUGAUGAACCUCGCCAACGCCAUGAACACCGCCAAGGAAAACCAGUUUUUGGCCCGCGGCACCAACAUCACCUCCUCCAUAUGGUCAAACGUACGCUGCAGCCCCCCGAAGUCCGAGUUUCAGUUUCGCGAAGUAGAGUCUAAUUCUUGGCCCAAAUUCAUCAGUCAGAAUGAGACGAACACUGUCGCGGAAAGGAAAUCCGUCUUCGACGGUUUGCACGCGUUACCGCCAGAUCGCGCUUGGGACGAUUCGGAUCUGGCCGCUGCGUUGCACGAAAACGAAUGCCUCUUCGAUAUGCUGACCAUCAGUUUCAUGAAGGUCAAUCACGAUAAGGAGUGCAGCAGCUUUGCCGAGGUGAAAGAGUGCGCCAAGAAGCCUUUCAGCCUGUUCAGCAACAACGCGCGGAUGGCGAUGGCGGAGUUCAGCGGGCGCGACGGCCUGCCGCAUCGCCAUCUUGAAAAGGACGACCUGCUGACGUCAGAACGGUCGCACUUUAAACCUAUUAAAGAUCCGGUUGACGAAUGCGACUACGCGGACGGGACUACCUUCGUCAUCAACGGAAAUCUAGAAAAGGUCGAUUACGGGCGCAGCGCUAGCGGCUCUAUGCUGUUCGAGACGGAAUUCGGCCAGAGAAAGUUCCGCCAUUACCACAGCUCCGAAGACGAACCCGAUCGGUCGUUUGAGGUCGGUUCGGGUUUGGAUUCCGAAUUCGUGCUCAAAUAUCAGGUGAAGCAAAUCGACAAGGCUUGCCAAACAGAAGGGGAGGCGAUCGUUGCUCUGACUUCCUCUUUGCAAUCGCCAAGCUUGCCUACGUACGGUUCGGAACGUUUCGGAGAGGAGUGGGCCUUGGAUCGAUGCAGGGCCGCCGCCGACGUCAGCUGGAACAACUAUUCGAGCAAAAAAUCGGAUGUCGGCGUAUUGGAUGGCGUCAUGGACGAGGUGUCAUGGCCUUACGUUACGAAAUCUUGCGACAAAUGCGCGGGCGAUGACGACGAGGCCUGGAACACCGACUGGGGCAAGCAGCUAGAAACGUUCGAUACGGAAAACGUGAUGAACAUAUGGAACGGCAACAAGGUGUGUCACGCGUGUCUGAAACUGAACAACACCGUCCCGCGGGACGAUAUGCGGCAGCGGCAGCUGCGUCUGGAAACAAUACGGGACGGCGAGCAGCUGAUGUCCGACAUCAGGACGAUACACAACAGGAACAUGGAGUUUUCGGUGCCGGUGCUGGCCCGGUUGGGGGCCGUCGAACCUCCCGACCAAAGGAAACGUCGCCACAGUUAUAUGGACAAUGCGACGGAUUCGUGGAGUUUUGCCACCCGCCUCCAGGAGGACUGCUUCGUCCGGAUGUCUGCCCUGCCCACCCUACGUUCCGUUACCCUGUAAAUAAAAGCGAGACGGAACGUGGGGGCCUGGCGCCGCCGCCCCCGCCUAGUACAUAGUAGGUUAUGGGAGUUCGGUUCGUUUUUUUUUUUAAAUCUAAGAUUAACCUUUGACGAGGCCGCUGCCAAAGCGCAGUCACGUGACACCUGACCCGUUAGUGCGAUCUUGCCGUGUUUGAGGUUAGGAAUUUUUUUUUUGUGGGCGGCAAAAAUCUCCCCGAAGGCUUCGGACGGCUCGAGAAUUGACGACGACUGCCAUAUUAGUUUUAGCGCAGCGGAGUGGGCGGGGCCUCUCGAGCCGGCGGGGACAUUUCCGGCUAGUAUGACGGCGAAGUAAAAUUGACGUCAUAAAUUUGACUGCAGUAUCGAGUGACAUAAUUUUAGGACAUCACAAGGUGCGGGAAAAUUUUUCGGAAAAGGAAUAUCACUUUACCUACGUGCUGGAUAUUCAAAAUUGCAAACAAAAAAGUUUACCACUAUAUUUACCAUUUUUAACGUUUCAAUGUUGUCGAAAACAUUAUUUUUUAACAUUUUUAACAAGUUUUUCUUGAUUGUUGUGGUAAAAAGAAUCGUAACAGAUAAAGAUUUUAUGCAGUGAAAUAAGUGAGAAUUUUUUUAAAAAUUGAAAUAUAGAAAUAUAGUACCGCAACUCUCUUUAAAUCGGUACAAAUACUGGCUCUGAGGUGCGAAACCACUGAAAAGCCGCCAAAAAUAAAAUAUAGGUUUUUGUUUACUGUUAUUUUUGAAGAAUAAGUAGGAAUUUCCGAAAAACAAGUCGGAAUUUAGAUAAAUCGGAUUAUUUUUGUUUCUGGUCAAAGGUAGGUUUUUGACUUAUUUUGAUUUAAAAGGUUAAAGAAAUUUUUUGGAUUAAUACUUUAAAGAAACAAUAAACAAAUCAAUAUUCAACAAUAACAAUUUUGGUAAUGGUAAUUGAAAAAAUUCAAAUUAAACGUUGGGAUUUCAUAAUAUUUUGAUGUCCACUACCUCUCUGAUGUAUCGCUUGCCAAUGUCCUUCCUGAGAAAUUCUAACUUGUUUCUCAAAAAUUCUGAAUUGUUUUUCAGAAAUUCUGACUUGUUUCUCAGUAAUUCAGACUUGUUUUUCAGAAAUUCUGACUUAAUUUUCAGAGAGUCAGACUUAUUUUUCAGAAAUUCGGGCUCGUUUUUCAGAAAUUGUGAUUGAUUUUUUCAGAAAUUCUGACUUGUUUCUCAGAAAUUCUGACUUGCUUCUCAGAAAUUCUGACUCGUUUUUCAUAAAUUCUGACUUGUUUCUCAAAAAUUAAGUUAAUCUAUAUAAAUUUUAAUCCUUGCUUCUUUGGUUCACCAUUAAGCUCUGCAUAUUUGGAAAAAUCAGAUAGUUCUAUUUGUAGCUCUUUGUGAAGUAUUUCCCAUUUUUUUAUUAUUCCCGUCCAUCCUAAUUUUGUCUUGGUAGAAUAAAUAAAUGUUUUCUAGUUGAUGAUAAAUAACAUCUCAAAUGUAGGUAAUAUGACGUCGGUGACAUAAAACUUUAGGUGACGUCUGCCAGCCGGGAAUCAUAGCUUAGAAAAAUAAAACGCGUCUCGCCAGAUGUUUUAUUUUUGUAAAUAGCGUCGUGCUAGGGGCCUCUAGCGGAGUCUCGCUGUUUCGACCGUCGUAUAUAAUCUCUCAAAGUGUGGUAAUCGAAGACGAAUGACCUUGAGGCUCGUAGUUCGAUGGGUAAUUCUGCACCAAAUUGAGAAAAUAAUAACCUGUGCGUUGUAGUUCGAUUGAUAUUUUUAGGAGAAUUUUAAAUUUGAAGCUAAUAAGCAACGACGAACCUCAGUCGCUGGGCGUUUUUGUUACUACCGUUUAAAAAAAAAGCGGGUAGUGUAAGGGAGAGAUUUUUUUUUGAAAACGGAAAAAUUCGUUUGUUUUCGUAUUGUAUUUUUCUCGUUUCCGGUUGAGUUUUUUUUUUGUUUGUUCUUUUUUUAAGGAGUUCCGGUCCAUCGGUAACUGGGAAGGGUUGAUUUUUGAAUUUUGGAGCGUCGUUUAGGUUAAAUUGUUGGCCGGAGUGCGGGGGAAAACCACGACCGUGGCGCCGCCUCCGGCUCUCGCGGUAACAGAAAAAAAAAUAACAAAAAACGUAUACAAAAAAAUAUAUAUAAACGAAUGAAUUAAUCAUAAAAAAAAAACAAAUAAAAUUCCCUUAGGAGUAGGGUUUGCGAUCCUUGCCCCGAUUAUUUUGAAAAACGGGGCAGCUGACGUAAUUCGAUUGAGUUAUCGAAAAGUUUCGUGUGCCUGGUAAAAUGGUGUCCCCUGUGUGUGUGCGCGCGUGUGUGUGUGUGUGUCUGUUCGCGUGGAUAAAUGUAAAAAUUCGUUGAAAUAUUUUUUCUUUGCUUCUCUCACGAAAUAAAUGAGAUGGACUUCGGUCGAAUUUAAUGAAAUUUUAGGAAUUUUUUCGAAAAUGCCCAAAACAACUGCUUAUUAAGCAAAGUGUGACAUAAAGUACAAAUGAUUUUGCGUUGAAAAAAUAUAGAAAAUAUCCAAUAACUUGCUAUCCAGAGCAUUCUACUUUGUAUGUGAUACCCAGUCAAAAAUAGUCAUUCUAAAUAUCAUUUAAAUAUUUUUUUUAUUUUACCUGACCAUUUUAUUUUCAAUGCGGCGUGGAGUAAAAGGUAAAAGAUAUGUUUUUUUGUAAAUUUCAAAUAAUUUAAUUUUUAUUAUUUAGGCCGAUAUAAUUUAAAAAAAAAGGUACCUAUUAUUUAUAAAAGUUUGAAUAAUUUUCAACAUCUGUAAGGUAGUUUAUUUCGACUAUUUUUGACGACGAUGUUUUUCCGCAACAUCUGAUGAGGCGGAGCAGUUUUCAAUAUUAUUUAAAAUGCAGAGAAAAAUUAUUAAAACUCAUGCAACUAAUAGAUGCUUUUCGUAUCGGUUGUGUAUGAUAAUUAAACUUGUUUGUUUUUGAGAAGCAAUAAAAAAAAACAAAAUAACUUUGGAAACAUUCGGAAAUUAAAUUUUUUGAACAUAAAAACAGUACUUGGUCCGGUAAAAUGCUUUUUGGCAAACUUUGGCAUCCGGUAACAAUUUAAAAAAAUAAUAAUGAAAUUUCGUUAAAUUCGGGUAAAAUCCAUUUUGGUCAUGUAUUUCGUGUCACUAGCGUCUGGCUCGCCCGUGGGCAAACUUUGCUUCCGGAGUGAAAUCAUUUAAUGUCAUUGGUACAUUACCAUAUGCAGUACUGAAGUCCAGUCAGAAAACUAAUUUCGUGCUGUAGAUCAGUCAAAAAUUCUAUAUCUACUCAUAUACUCGAAAAUCAAACCAGAUAAAACUAUCAAACGUAUAGUUUUGGUUUUUUUUAUUAUUUUGAACAAAAAUUAUACAAAAUUGACAUUCGUAGGUUUCCGAAACAUUUUUGUUGAAAAAAUCGAUACAAUGAACAAAAUGAUGCAGAAUAGUUAAUAUCGUCCGUUCCAAACAUCUUUGUUUCGCAAUUCUAAACUACAUCUGGUAGGUGUCAACUAUUUCUGCUACUUUAAAUCGAAAGCAUUGCAAAUAAAUAAUGCCAGAAAAAGUUGAGAAUCUAAAUUUUAAAUCUUUUUUUCCAAAUUCCUGAGCAAAGUUCACGGGCGGGCCAGGCAUCGUGCUUUUUUUUCUUCAAAACUGUGCGGCGAUGCGUGACAAAAGAAAAUUUCGUUAUAGUAGAAUUGAGAAAAUAUAAUCGGUGCGGUUGGUACAAAUAACGUAGAAUUUAGCGUGGUUUACGUAGCGGAAAACAAAAAAAAAACAAAAA
This is a messenger RNA of Cylas formicarius (sweet potato weevil), 6326 nucleotides long. RefSeq lists its product as uncharacterized. The coding region runs from base 354 to 2588 and encodes 744 amino acids. The record is from RefSeq and is a predicted model, not a curated record. The transcript has 13 exons. NCBI's taxonomy places the organism in Eukaryota, Metazoa, Arthropoda, Insecta, Coleoptera, Brentidae.